AUGGGGUUUCAUCUGUCAAGGCUCGUUGUCUUAGCGGCACUGCUACGUGCUUCAUACGCAUUCAGCGUCACGGCAAACACUGAUGGAAACGCUCUGGCCUCUGCUAUCUUUGGCAAUGGUAUAAGUGUCAUCUCGGCAUCGUUUACCGGCGCAUCGGACAGUUCUGGAACAUUCACUGAUGGUCCUUUCGGUAUGGGAGACGCAGCGAUCCUCACCUCGGGAGCUGCUGUUGGAGCUCUUCCAAAUGGAGACCACUACGUCAAUAAUGGUGCGGCUGGGUCAGCAACGUAUUGCGGCGGUUUAAGUAACAACGCUGCGAUAUUGACUGCGGAUGUCAUGCUUAUUCCAGGUUUCGGAGGAGUGAGAUUCGAGGUUGUCAUGGCUUCGGAAGAAUCAGGUCAACUAAUAGGACCCAGGGGCGCUGCUGAUGCAAUUGGCAUAUUCGUAAACAACCAGAACUAUGCCUUGGAUGGUAAUGGGAAUAGGCUGAACGCGGUGAGCCAGUGGCUGUCACAACCUUUGGUUAUUGUACCGCCCAACAGCGUUACCUCGUACGCCGGGUCGUCGCCGCCUUACUGGAUCGAUGUACCGUCAUUUCCCGGUGGUAUGCAGACUGUGGUCGUCGCAAUUUGUGAUGCUGGAGACAACAUGUGGGACUCAGCCCUGAUGAUCAAAGCUGAAGCCUGCGUUGACUGCAAAGAACCUUUCCGGCUUGCCUACGUGACAACCACAACUACAUUGACAGCAGGCGAUACGCCCUACACCUCUACUAUCACUGCUUCGGGAACUUUGUCCGGAACGAUCGAAAUCGGGGUAACAGCAGAAGAAACCUCCACCACUACCGAGGAGCCUACGACGACGAUAGUUGUAGACGAGACAACAACUACCUCUGAAGAGCCCCCUACGCCAACUACUCAGGAUGAAUCAACGACAACUUCUCAGGAGACAACCAGUACUGCUGAGGAUACUAUUAUGGCAACAACUAGCAAGGAGACGGCCACUAUUACCACCCCUGAGGAGACGACUACCACAACUGCCAAGGAAACAACAUUCACUGCUUCAGGGACUACCACAGACACUACCACAGACGUUAUGGAGACAUCGACCGAAGCCAGUAGCUCAGUCACUUCAGAAAAACUCCCAAACUCUACCAUGAUAACAGCAGAUACAACAAGUGUCGAACGAAGUGACACAGUUACAGAGUCUUCAACCAUCGUAGUCGAGUCCACUACUGCCCCAAUAUCUGAUACUGCCACUAAACCAGCUCCAAACUCUUCCAAUGAGAGCACUACCAGCCUCGAAACAACGAGUUUGUCCGACAGUCCCAUUGAUAGUACAACUACCUCUUGGGAAGAAGUUCAAGUGCCAUCAACUAUCCUAGCAGUCCCAACAUCUACCGAUGAGGUCACCCUGAGCUUGAGUAGUGACCUCUCAAGCGAGUCAGAAACAAGUAAGCUCUCACCGCAUAUAUCUAAAAAGCCCAUACCUCUUGCCACAGUCAUUGCAUUCACAGCUGCAAAAAGCCCAGUACUAACAGCGAAACUAGCCCCCAUACCAGAUAUGACCGCAACCGAGUCCUUUGAAACAAGUGCUGCCGAAGAGACGGAGUCCUCGACAGACACAAUUUCAAACCCAGCGGAGGAGACAAGCUUUAGUGACGUCAUCACUUCAACAGCCCAGGACACAUCGUCUCCAGCGACAUUAGCAGUUCCUACAUCGUCUACCAUACCGUCUAACCUAGCAGUGAUCGGGACUUUUAAGUUCUUCGGUUGCUUAGGAUCUGCAGCUGGUUAUCCCAGCUUUGGCUUGAUCGGAGAGGGACCUGAUAUGACCACUGCAGAGUGUGCCAGGUUAGGACGAGGACGUGCUUAUAUAGGCAUCUACCAGAGAUCCUGUUAUGCAGCAGAUACUUUGGACUCUGCUGAAAUUGUGACCAACGGUCGCUGUGAUCUGCCAUGCCCUGGGGACCCGGGCCUGUUCUGCGGCGGUGUGGUUUUGACCGACUCAAGCCUGGACUCGCGCCUUCGACGUCGAGAUGCCCCUCCUGGCAUUUUGCUCACUUUGUAUGCGCAGAUUGAAGCCACAUCCAGCUCUUUGACCACUUCGGACGCUCCUAGCACAGCAGAGAUACCUUCUCUCACAGUCUCUACAAGGAUCACUCUUCAACCUAUCUUGACCUCUGAGUCUUCCGGCUUCCCUACCGACAACCCGACAAUUUCGAAUUCUCCAUCCUCAACCACAGAAACAUUUGUUGAUUCGGUCAUCAGCCUUGAGCCUUCAGUUCCUGUCACUAGAUCACAAGGCGCAAAGCCGAUCACGCCCCCAUUCCCGACAACUGUCUCUUAUAAUGCAGGCAACUUCACCAGAACCGAAGCUGUGGCACCAAUAAUCACCACUGUAACAUACACCAUUGUUGACCCUAAUGACCCGUCUUACUUGACUAUCACUGAGUAUUGUACCACGUUGCGACCGCCCCCUUGUCACAGAUGUCAGUAUCAGAAACCGCCAACGGUUGAGAUGACGACUAUCGAGGUGGGUUGCAAUAGGUGUGGUCACAAUGGAGAGAACACCAUUACUCUUAACAUUCCAGCUGGUGCAGUUGUCGCAGCUCCCACAAGAGAAUAUGCGGCUCACGAAACCCACAGCGUUCAACAUUACGAGCCUAAGCCGGAUACUCAGGGGACUCGGCCCAAGAACUCUUCCCCUGCAGCCAAGGGUAGCCAUGGUCAAGCGGAACCUUCUGCAGUGCCUUUGGGAGGAAACGGUUAUCCUGAUGCCCCCAAGCCAACGUUUCACCGCAGGCCAGCUCCAGCUCAUACACCAGUGAUUGUGCCAGAUGCUCCUAUUGUCAUUGUCUCAGGGGCCGUAGUAAAGGCGAUCGAAGGAAUGCUGAUGACAAUGCUCUUGGUGGUUGGUCUUGCUUUUCUCCUGUAG
This is a messenger RNA of Fusarium oxysporum Fo47, 2934 nucleotides long. RefSeq lists its product as uncharacterized. Bases 1 to 2934 code for a protein of 977 amino acids. Lineage: Eukaryota; Fungi; Ascomycota; Sordariomycetes; Hypocreales; Nectriaceae. The transcript is spliced from 4 exons. The record is from RefSeq and is a predicted model, not a curated record.